UAUGGCAUGUAUGUGAGCAGGUGUACUCCUGUUUACAUGCAUGCCUGCAUUUGGGACAGACUCUCAUGUAUUCCGUGGACUAUAGCUGCUUUUCCUUCACACUCUGAGAAUUUUCCGGAUCUCGCUUUUAUGAAUUGUGUGCCGUUUUGUUUUUCCUCUCACUCACCUCUUCUGUGCCACCCUGCCACUCUGAACUGAUCUGGAUCUAAACUGCUUCCUGGCAGGAUGGAAUUGCCAAAUUUAGACUCCACUGCAUGACAUUUCUGCAGGUUACUAUCAAAAUGGUGGCUGGAGAGGCAAGUGGGCACAGCUACCUGGUGGCAUGCUGGCAGCCCAUUCUAAUCCUGAUGCUGGGCACCGUGCUAUCAGGCUCUGCCACCGGCUGCCCCUCUCGCUGUGACUGCAGUGCCCAAGAGCGCUCGGUCGUGUGCCAUCGGCGGAAGCUGAUUGCCCUGCCCGAGGGAAUCCCCAUUGAGACACAGCUGUUAGAUCUCAGCAAGAACCGCUUGAAAGCCAUCAACCCUGAGGAAUUUCUUAACUACCCACACCUGGAAGAGCUACAGCUUAACGAGAACGUUAUUUCCAGCAUUGAACCAGGGGCCUUCAGCAACCUCCUUGGGUUACGGACACUGGGACUACGCAACAACAAGCUUAAGUUGAUUCCUCUGGGUGUUUUCACUGGCCUCAGUAACCUCACUAGAUUAGAUAUCAGUGAGAAUAAGAUUGUCAUUUUGUUGGACCAUAUGUUUCAAGACCUCUACAACCUAAAGGAGCUGGAAGUGGGGGAUAAUGACCUGGUGUUUAUCUCUCACAGAGCUUUUCAUGGCCUCAGCAGCCUAGAGCACCUUACAAUGGAAAGAUGCAACCUGACCUCUGUGCCAACAGAGGCCUUCAGUCAUCUUCACAACUUGCUGACCCUCAGGCUGCGGCACCUCAAUGUCAACGUCAUUCGAGACUAUUCCUUCAGGAGGCUUUAUCGACUCAAAGUCUUAGAGAUAGCAAAUUGGCCUCUUUUGGAAGCCUUGACCCCCAAGUCCCUCCAUGGGCUCAACAUCACAACCUUGAGUAUCACAAACUGCAAUCUCACUGCCGUCCCUUAUGUGGCCAUUCAGCACCUGGUGUACCUUCGCUUUUUCAACCUGUCCUUCAAUCAGAUUGAGGUUGUGGAGGGCAACAAAAUGCACAAUUUGCUGAGGCUCCAGGCAUUUCACUUAGUAGGGGGCCGGCUUGUCAGCAUCGAGCCUUAUUCCUUCAGAGGACUCAACUACCUUCGAGUUCUCAAUGUAUCCAGCAAUAGUUUAAGCACUUUAGAGGAGUCUGCCUUUCACUCGGUCGGAAACCUGGAGACAUUGGCUCUUCAUGACAACCCCUUGGCAUGCGACUGUCGUCUUCUCUGGGUCUUUCGCCGCCGAUGGAGACUCAAUUUCAACCGCCAGCAGCCAUCUUGUGAAACACCAGAGUUUUUGCAGGGUAAAGAGUUUAAAGACUUCCCAGAUGUUCUCCCGCCCAAUUAUUUCACCUGUCAAAAAUCCAAGAUCCGGGAUCACAAAGCCGUUCAUAAAUUUGUGGAUGAGGGGACUACUGUUCAGUUCCCUUGCCAAGCAGAUGGAGACCCGGCUCCGGUGAUUAUGUGGCAGUCUCCAAAAAAGCAAUUUAUCACUACUAAAAGCAUUGGCCGACUGUCAGUGUCUCCAGAUGGCACCCUGGAAGUUAGAUAUGCUCAAAUACAAGACAAUGGCACGUACAUGUGCGUUGCCGUCAACGCAGGGGGUAAUGACACCCGUUUGGCUCACCUACACGUUCAUAGCUAUUCUCCCAAUUGGCCCCAUCAGCCCAAUAAGACCUUUGCCUUCAUCUCAAACCAGCCCAAUGAUAGUGGUGCCAAUGGGACAGGUGGAACAGAUCCAUUUCCCUUUGAUAUGAAGACUCUCAUUAUUGCUACCACUAUGGGGUUUAUAUCUUUCCUGGGAGUGGUGCUGUUCUGUCUGGUGCUCCUGUUCCUCUGGAGUCGGGGGAAAGGCAAUGCCAAGCCAAACAUUGAGAUUGAGUACGUGCCACGGAAAGUAGAUGAAGAUAACAGCCCAACUGAGGGGUCUCAUAAGAUCAGUAUGAAGAUGAUUUAAAAGACUAAUCACAUGAAUAGGUGUUCUUGACAAAAGACUGACCUUGAGGAAUGAGGGAAUAGUUAUCUUUCAACCCCUUAUGGAAUUGUGAAAAGAACAAUAUUCCAACAAAAGCCUUUUACAUUUUUUUACAGACUGUACAGAUCAAUCUCACAGGGAUUGUGUCUUCAAAGGGAAAGCUGACAGGUAAUUUGAGGGUUUCAAAUAUCUGUGUAUUUCUUUGGGUAAGUGUUGAAAAAUAUAGUCCUGUUGAAAUUUGUUGGAAAGCCAAAAUCCAGAGGACCAGUAUAAAUAUACUGUACCUGUUCUCUCGUCUCUUUUUCUGUACAUAAUUAUUUAGAUGUACAUUGGGCAAUACAGUGGUUGAAUGCACCAGAUCAGAGGUCACAGAUUGUUCAGCCUACUGUAAUGCAUGUGCUAUAUAUAGACACAUGCAAAGUGUAUAGGUCUUAUGAAAUCACUGUAAAUGCCCAUUAACAACUCUUUAUAAGAGAUACAUUUGUUUAAAAAUGAUUUAUUGUUUAUGCUUGACGAUCAUUAAUAUCUCAAAUGUCAAGUGUUAAUCAUUAAAUAUGGUUUGAUUUUCGCAUUUUCGAUUUUGACACCUUACAUAGUAUCCUAAGCCAGAUGUAGCUUUGAAUUUAAAGCCAUUUGCUUUGAAUGAACAUGUGACAAAUCUGCUGGACCUGUGGUUGUAUUCACACUAAACUACUAUCUUGUCUGACAGAUCUCCUCAGUUUACAAUUUUAUUGAUUAAGUCAUCAAAAUAUCAUUUAUUUGCCAUGCUGUAAUGCAUUUUCUAUCACUCGACAAGUGAGGUAGGUAAAUUGUGUUCUUCAACCCUUCAAACACUUACAGUGCUGAUUUUGGGACAAUGGAUGACUGUAAAACAUAUUAAAAUG
Messenger RNA from Myxocyprinus asiaticus (Chinese sucker), 3025 nucleotides. RefSeq names its product leucine-rich repeat and immunoglobulin-like domain-containing nogo receptor-interacting protein 1-B. Gene Ontology annotation, molecular function: protein binding. The transcript has 2 exons. NCBI's taxonomy places the organism in Eukaryota, Metazoa, Chordata, Actinopteri, Cypriniformes, Catostomidae. The record is from RefSeq and is a predicted model, not a curated record. Gene Ontology annotation, cellular component: plasma membrane. The coding region runs from base 255 to 2123 and encodes 622 amino acids.